UUGUCAGUGCCUAUCAGCUGUUGAAGUAUUCGCGCUCAUUGCAUAGAAAUCUGUAUGGAAUGGAUUAGUACAAUGUUCUUGUUUUUAUUUACUUAAUCCUAAAAUGUUUUGCUUUAAAAUAUAUCGUCAAAGUGCAAAUUUGCUGCGAUCUCCAACGGCUCUACAAAAAGUAAACGAUGUAGCUAGGAAAUCCAGCGUUUACAAGCGGCCGCAGUUGAGUAUUCCACACACUGAUCAUCUGCAAACGCUAAAAACGCAAUUGUUUCAACAACGAAGCGAGCUGAACCCCAGUGAAUGGGAAGAAUUGCGAAACGAUUUAAUUUCCAAAUAUAAACACAUAAGCACCAGCAAUGUAGAUGCUAUAAUAAUGGGGUUAUGUGACGGGGCGGAAAAACUGGCGCUCGCUAAAAACUACGUACAUUAUUUACGCGGAUGUGGAUUAGAACCAAAUAGAGCGACAAUAGGGCGUCUACUGAAGAUUUACAAUGCUGCGUAUCAUGCAAGAGGUGGAAGUGACACAGCACUGACUGUGGAAGAACAGCAAUGUAUUUUAGAUAUAUAUUCCAAAUUACGAGAGCGUUAUGAAAUCUUAGAUGCCACAACAUGUGAAAAUUUAAUCUAUGGAUUAGUAAGCACAAAAGAGUGGCGCACAGGAAUAGAAUUACUGAGUAUGAUAAGACUAACGUGUACGCCGAGUAUCAGCGCAUAUACUGAACUAACGAUAAAGGCUUUUAGUAAAGGUGAUUUAGAAACUGGCUGGGAUUUGCUUGAAGAAACUGUGACGCAACGCAAAGAACCCAAAUGUGAAUCUUAUUUAGCAUACUUGCAGUAUAUAGCUAAUGAUGCAAAAAAUGUUCAAUACGAAUAUGAAAAGUUCUUAUCGUUUUUGGAGAAAUAUGAGCUGAUUAUAACAGCAAAAGUGGCACAAUAUAUAGCACAAAAUUUAAAUGCCACGCUACAUACGGUCAAACCCUCUCAAUUAAACAAACAAGGCAAAUGUAGCCAUUGUAACCUGAGUAUGAGGGAGAUCGCUACUAGCGAUGCAGAGUAUGCCAAACUCAGCAAUUCCUUCUUAAAUAAAGUUCUUAUACGCAGCGAUAUCUUCCAGAAAUCAACGCCUGAAGAAGUGGAACGUUUCAAGCGCUACGUCACGCAAACGGCGCCAUAUGAUUGUGUCAUCGAUGGCCUCAAUGUAGCUUAUUCCAUGGGCGCAAAAAAAUCACCAAAAUUUUUAGCUGCAUUGCUAGCUAAUGUGGUCAAACACUUUAGGAACCAAGGCAAACAUGUGCUUGUACUGGGUCGAAAGCAUAUGAAUAGCUGGCCAAAAGAUGCAAUAUUUUAUAUACGGAAAAAUGCUAGUAUGUUUCUGACAAACAAUCUUUCCCAGGAUGAUCCUUUUCUUUUGUAUGCUACCUUAAAAAGUGGUCAAUCAACUGACUUUUUCUCGCGCGAUCUAAUGCGCUCGCAUGCAUUUUUGCUCGGAAGCGAGUUGAGUAAAAUUUUCCGACGCUGGCAACAAGAACAUCAGUAUGCGUUAAUUACACAAACCGACAAUGGAAAAGUAAUUAUAAAGGAACCAACGCGCCAUUUGCUUUGCACGCAUCAAGUGCAGGACACAUGGCAUGUGCCAUACAAGCAAAGCUACUCAUCAAAUCCUGCCGAAAUAUUUGAGGUGCCUGAAAGUUGGCUAUGCAUAAAAUUUAACAAAAUGAAAUAAAUUGCUCACAUCUUUUUAAA
This is a messenger RNA of Anastrepha obliqua, 1737 nucleotides long. RefSeq names its product mitochondrial ribonuclease P catalytic subunit (gene mldr). Gene Ontology annotation, cellular component: mitochondrial ribonuclease P complex; mitochondrion. Gene Ontology annotation, biological process: mitochondrial tRNA 5'-end processing; tRNA 5'-leader removal. The record is from RefSeq and is a predicted model, not a curated record. The coding region runs from base 104 to 1717 and encodes 537 amino acids. Gene Ontology annotation, molecular function: protein binding; ribonuclease P activity. Lineage: Eukaryota; Metazoa; Arthropoda; Insecta; Diptera; Tephritidae. The transcript has 4 exons.